ACCUAACAAGGAAAAUAAACAUUAUUAUUUUCUUUUUCUUAAAAUACCUUGAUUAAAGAAUCAUGGCAUUUUCUCUUGGGAGUAACUUCAGUGCUUCACGUUCAAAAGAUUCAGAUGAAGUUCAAGAAAUGUUUUGUGAACAUUGUAAUAAACAUGACAAGCAAUAUGUUCCUGCUGAGGGAUUUUGUGAAGAGUGUUUUGAGUACUUGUGUGGGACAUGCCUCAAGUUUCAUAGAAGAUACAACGUCUCUCAUACAAUCAAGGAUAAGGAUAACAUGCCAAAGGAUUUCUGUCUAGAGGAAUGUUCUGUUCAUCAAGAUGAACUGGUCAAGUUUUAUUGUAAAGUUUGUAAGAAAUUUGCCUGUACUGAAUGCAAGACUCAAGACCAUGGAAACUGUGGUAUGGUCAGCUAUUUGCCAACUCUUGUUCAAGGGAUUGAACACAGCCAAGAAAUCAAAGAACUCACUGAAAAUCUUGAAAUGUUAAUGAAAGAUUUGGAAAAUACACAAAAGCAUGUGAAUAAAAAUAAGGAUAAUAUUGCUUCACAAGAAACAAAGAUAUUAGACACAGUCAUGAAAAAGAAGGAAGAAAUAUUGUCAACAAUUGAAAAAGAUAAAAAAGAAAGAAUUCAAGAUUUUGAUAAGAUAAUGGAAGAGACCAUACAAACACUGAGACAAGAGAAAAUUGAAAAAUUACAAGAGAAUAAAACAAGAUUAGAAGAGUUAUUAGAUAAUGAGGAAACUGAUAUAAAGAAAGAAAUCAAUAAAGAUGAUGACGAGAAAGUUUUGCGUGAUAUUACAGCUGAAAUCUCAAAAAUGAAAACAAAUCUACAUAAAAUAUCAAAAAAGCUUGUUUAUCACAAAAACACUGAUCAAAGGUGCGAAAUGUUUGCUGUUAUGAAAGAGGGGCAAGAAAUCAUUGAACAAUUGAAACCAGAGGCAGAUAAACAAUGGAAAAACAAUUCAAUUCAUCAUUACAAAGUAGAAUGCAAACUGUCAGAUCAAAAUAUAACCACAAUUCAAGACUGUAAAAAGUUUUUCACUUUGCAAGAAAUACACAAGUCUGAAGUAGAAAGGACAGCAACUUAUAUAGGUAAUAAGACAGACAUUAAAUUUAAUUGUAGCUUGUUUUCAUCUUUCUGUUUAUUGUCAGAAAACUGUCUCCUUAUCACUAACUAUGGAUCUGAAAAGCUUAUUAUAUUCAAGGAUUUGUCAGUCAGAAAUUCACCAUAUGAUAGAAUAGACCUGCCCCAAUAUCCUUGGGCAGUUGCAAAAGUUGACAAUAAAAAAGUUGCUGUAACACAUCCUCAACUUGGAAUAAUCAGACUGAUAACAUUCUCUAAGUCUAUGACAGUGACCAACACUGAAGAUGUAGCAGUAGGAGUAGAUUGUUUAGGUGUUGCCUACAGUAACAGCAAGCUUAUAGUAUCUUACAAAACCAGACCAGCAACAGUGAAGAUACUUGACAUGUUUGGUAAAGUACUGAAAACAUAUGAUGAAGAUCACCAUGGGAAUCCUCUGUUUGGUAAACCAUAUUUCUUAACAAUCAGUGAAGACAACACAGUCAUAUAUGUAUCUGACUAUAGGAAGAGUUGUGUUUUAGGGUUAACCUUUGACAAAAAUGUCAAGGCCAUUUACAAGGAUGACCAGUUGAAAUGGCCAUGUCAACUGACUGUAGACAGGUCUGGAGCAGUGUUUGUAUGUGGACUUCAGUCAGGCAAUAUACAUCAACUGUCAUCUGACCUGACCAAGGUGAAAAUUCUGCUGGAUAAAGAACAGAGAGUUAUUCAUCCAUUGUGUGUGGCGUACUGCCAAUACAAAAACAGAUUGUAUUUGGGUCAGAUUGAAAAUGACAUAAAAGUGUAUGAUUUAUCAAUGAAAUAAAACAAUACAUAUUGUUUCAAACAUAAAAAGCAUGUGCAAAAACAAGAUAAAGUCAAAAAUAUUUCCAAAUAAAAUCUUUACUUUUCACUUCCUUCUUCCUUUAAAAUAAAACUGAAUAAAAACUGAAUUAGUUCUAUCCUCAGGCAAGGAGUUAUUAUUCCUUAACAAAUGAUCUUGGAUAUUGAGUCCAAUGGUCUUUUGUGUGUCACCGCUGACUCAGAAAUUAUGUUGGAUUAGUAGUCCCUCAUCUGUGGAGAAACUGAUAAAUAAAUUACUUUUUAGUUAUUCCAGAGAAGCCAAAAAGGUGCAUCAACUGCCAAGAUAUGACCAAAAGCAUGUGUCAAAAUUGGUGUCAAAACCAGAAAAAAAUAUUACCUACAGAUUUCUGUUGUUUUCAACAAAUAUUCAUUUUGAACUUUAAACAUUGACUUAAAGGAUUUAAUGUUAUUUUUAAGAACUAAAAAGAAAAUGCUAUUUUUAUUGUAAUUGCUGAUUUCAUACUGCCUUUGUAUUUGAGGAAAAAACAUUGUUUUUAAUUCUAUAUGACAUUAUUAUAUAACUUUAAAACUCUACAUUUAUCACGUCAAUAGCUUUUGGGGAGGUGUGACUACCCAAUUGUAGAAGCAUUUAUCAAGCAGACAAAAAAAAAUAGUACCACGAUUUUAUAAACAGGCAAAUCAACAAUCCUUGAAAUUCUGAAAUUGAAACAAGUUUUUAUUUAAAAACAUUAUAUUUUCCUUUGUAAAAUGUUAAAAUCUCCAAGGAAAUGCUUGGUUUUCUAAAUUUUCAUAUCAACACUCUGCACUAGUGGCUCAAAUUUUUGACAGCAGUUUUUUUUGUCCAUGAUAUUAUUUAGAAAAAUUCUGACAAAUUUUAUUAGGCACUAUUAAAAUUAUAGUUUUCAGUGUGUGAACAUGGUUUUUCUUUGAUUUGACUUGAUGACCUAGUUUUUGACCAGAGAAUGCCAAUUUUGAUCCCUGUUUAAGAUAUUAUUAAGUAAAAGAAUUAGAUAAAGUAAAAUGAUAAGCCAGUCAAAAAUUUGGAAUGUAGAUUGUUAAUAGUUGCUUUAGUUUUGACCUAGUGACAUAGCUUUUAAAUUUAGAUAACCUUUGACUAAAUGCGUUUGAAUUUAUUUGAGAUAUUCAUUUAGACAGAAUAUAAAGAUAAUCCAAUCAAUUAUAUGGCCUCAAGACUCUUAACAAAAGUUUUUCUUUAAUAUCGUGACCUAGUUCUCAACCCCAGACCUAAAAUUGUCCAAAAUAUUAUUCAGAUUUAAAAGGAACACUGACAAAGUCUGAAGGACAUCAAAGACUGUGACCUUUAUAGUUAAAAACUAUUUUUUUUCCUUUUAAGUCCUAUUUCUUAAGCAGAUAAACAAUUCAAUGUGAGCUUGUCCAAGGUGUCAUUUAGAAAAACAUUCU
Molecule: messenger RNA, 3304 nt
Organism: Ruditapes philippinarum (Manila clam)
Lineage: Eukaryota; Metazoa; Mollusca; Bivalvia; Venerida; Veneridae
Exons: 1
Coding region: 63-1883 (606 amino acids)
Biological process (GO): positive regulation of DNA-templated transcription
Cellular component (GO): chromatin; nucleoplasm
Molecular function (GO): zinc ion binding; ubiquitin-protein transferase activity
Source: RefSeq, a predicted model, not a curated record